AUGAGAGCCGCGGUGGUGCUGAUAUUUGCAAUGGUACUGAUUGCAAUGGGUUGCAGCAGUAUCCACACAGCUGAAGCUUCUAAUUACGAAGAACCCAAAAUCAAAACCAUGCAUGUAGGUGGCAAGGUACUAUGCCAAGAUUGCACCCAAGGUUGGAACGAAUGGGUUCACGGUGCCAGACCCAUCAAAGGUGGGAAGGUGUCAGUAACAUGCAUGGACGAUAGGAGCAGGGUUGUUUUCUACGGAAGUGAUUUGACGGACGAGAAAGGCCAAUUCGACCUAAUCAUGAACAAGUACACGAUCAACGGCAAAGAAGUGAAAGCCAAUCGAUGCUCAGUGAGGUUGGUAUCUUGCCCAGAUGCCACGUGUAACGUUCCUACUAAUUUCGGCGGAGGCCGAUCAGGGGUGAAGCUGAACCGGCCGAGUUUUGUGUACAGAGAUUUGGUAAAGUAUACUCUUGGUCCAUUCUAUUACACCAGUCUUAUGUGUGAGAAAUCCGACACUACUCAUCUUGAUCAGUCUAAUAAUGGUCGUGGAAAUGGGCGCAACUAUUAAUUAAUAUCACAAAUACGUUUGUUUUUUUACUACUGUUUUUUUCUUUUUUUCUUAUGUAACUUUUCCCCAUGGUUUUGUUUCAACAAUUGUAAUUGGAUGAAAUCAAAUAUUUCUUAAGAGAGAUGAUUUUCACACAUUAUUUUUUACUUUAUUUACAUUCAUGUUAAUUUUUUAUCACUUUUAUUACGUGUUGAUAUACUAAAUCCAAAGCCCAUAAAUAAACUAGAGAAAAUACAUUGUGAGAACUAUUUUCCUUCUUAAGCACUUGGUCAACCUGAUAACUAGUUGAGCCUAACCACAUUGACUCAAAUUCAUUUUAAGUUGGAUUGUGGGACUAUUUCGAAAUUCC
This is a messenger RNA of Pyrus x bretschneideri (Chinese white pear), 904 nucleotides long. RefSeq lists its product as uncharacterized. NCBI's taxonomy places the organism in Eukaryota, Viridiplantae, Streptophyta, Magnoliopsida, Rosales, Rosaceae. Bases 1 to 555 code for a protein of 184 amino acids. The transcript has 2 exons. The record is from RefSeq and is a predicted model, not a curated record.